AUAUAGAACAUCAACAAAUCAUCAAAAUUAAAAGAUUCGUUGAAUUUGGAUUUUGUUUUUUCUGUCCUGCAUUUGUGUGUCCAACUAUCCAUUGUUUUACAGAAAUUAGUGGAGGAUUUUCGACACAUACGGUGUUCCUUUCCAGACAGAAAGUAGUAGAGUCAAAAAAACAGAACAACCGAACAUUUUGUUAAUCGACAACUAAACAUGUCAAUUGUGUUCUCUGCAGCUGCAAAACUUUCCCCUCUCUUUUCUACUUCAUCUCGUUCGUUAUUCCCUCCACUUCAGUUUUCUCACACUUACCCUACCAAAUUUCAUCAAAAUGGGUUCCAUCCGAUUCGCUCCAAAUCGAGGACGCAGCCCCUUAUUACAAGCUCUUUGCUAUCUGAUAAGUUUCCAACGGUGGCUGCGCCAUCAACGGGACCCAUUCCACCCUCUCACCUCAUUGAAGUGGUUAAAACUGCUGCACAGACUGGCGCUCAGGUUGUGAUGGAAGCUGUUAAUAAGCCUCGGAAUAUUACAUAUAAAGGAUUAACUGACUUGGUGACUGAGACAGAUAAAAUGAGUGAAGCUGCCAUAUUAGAAGUGGUGAAAAAUAAUUUUGAAGAUCAUCUUGUUCUUGGGGAAGAAGGAGGAGUUAUAGGAGAUGCAACAUCUGAUUAUCUUUGGUGCAUUGAUCCUUUAGAUGGAACAACUAACUUUGCACAUGGUUAUCCCAGCUUUGCUGUUUCUGUUGGAGUUCUAUAUCGAGGGAAUCCUGCUGCUGCUGCAGUGGUUGAGUUUGUUGGUGGUCCAAUGUGUUGGAAUACCCGCCUUUUCUCUGCAACUGCAGGUGGUGGAGCAUUCUGCAAUGGCCAAAGGAUCCAAGUGAGUGCAACGAAUCAGGUGGAACGAUCUCUUCUAGUUACAGGCUUUGGGUAUGAUCACGAUGAUGCGUGGGCUACUAACAUAGACUUAUUCAAAGAAUUUACGGAUGUCAGCAGGGGUGUAAGACGGCUUGGUGCAGCUGCUGUGGACAUGUGUCAUGUAGCAUUGGGAAUUGUAGAAGCUUAUUGGGAAUAUCGUCUAAAGCCAUGGGAUAUGGCUGCUGGUGUUUUGAUGGUUGAGGAAGCUGGUGGCACAGUUUCUCGGAUGGAUGGCGGAAAAUUUUGUGUUUUUGAUAGAUCUGUUUUGGUUUCAAAUGGUCUGCUCCAUGUAAAGCUUUUGGAGAGAAUUGGACCUGCAACAGAGAAAUUAAAAAGCAAUGGAAUUGAUUUCUCAUUGUGGUAUAAACCGGAGAACUACAGGGCAGAUGUUUAAGGCGCCAAGAAUUGCUUUUGAUUAUGGACACUGCUACAGACAUUAAAAGCAUAAAAGCAAGCAGAUGGUAUUUUUUUUCUUCUUUAGAUUUGAGCAAAUCUUCUAGUUAUAGUUUUAAAUUACAUAUAUUAAAAUUGUUUUUGAUUACAAUAAUUACAGUUCCUUCAACAUCUUUGAGAGGCGCAUAAUUGGAACACAAAAAUAUUUGCGAUAUAUUUCUACCCAUGCGGUAUUUUAGAAGUAAUUUUAAAAUCAUUUUACAUGUGUUGUAAACAUCAUGGAGAUUGGAUAACCUUGUCAUAUCUUUGAGCUCUUUUGAUUUGCUUCCAUCUUUUACAUAUCCUCUCUCCUCCCCUCCCCGAGUAUGUAUUGAGUGGAUAAUUUUGAUUUUUAUAAAUUCAAUGCCCUAAGAAAAGAGAAAAGUAGGACUACUGAGGAAGUUUUGCGGGGCAAACAAUUCUUAU
Messenger RNA from Cajanus cajan (pigeon pea), 1763 nucleotides. RefSeq names its product myo-inositol monophosphatase like 1 (gene IMPL1). Gene Ontology annotation, molecular function: inositol monophosphate 1-phosphatase activity. NCBI's taxonomy places the organism in Eukaryota, Viridiplantae, Streptophyta, Magnoliopsida, Fabales, Fabaceae. The record is from RefSeq and is a predicted model, not a curated record. Gene Ontology annotation, biological process: inositol metabolic process; phosphatidylinositol phosphate biosynthetic process; signal transduction.